Molecule: messenger RNA, 7867 nt
Organism: Gallus gallus (chicken)
Lineage: Eukaryota; Metazoa; Chordata; Aves; Galliformes; Phasianidae
Gene: ARHGAP24
Product: Rho GTPase activating protein 24
Exons: 10
Coding region: 3415-5781 (788 amino acids)
Biological process (GO): negative regulation of Rac protein signal transduction; wound healing, spreading of epidermal cells; signal transduction
Cellular component (GO): focal adhesion
Molecular function (GO): GTPase activator activity
Source: RefSeq, a predicted model, not a curated record
GGGGCUUCUAUGUGUUGUGACCAACAAGACAAAUUUCAGCAACUUGUGUUGAAUUCCUUUGGCAGUGUUUAUAUAGCUUCUUGUGAUGAAAUACCUUUCUGCUUCCUAUGUUUAGUUCUGCGCAGCUAAGUGUCAUGUCAGUUAAGAAGAGUGCAUCUUUUUGGAAGAGGUGUUUUUUGUGUCAUUUGCUUCCAAGAAUUAACUGGUUUAUUCCUGUCCUUUCCCUACCUUUGCUGUCGCUUCUAGAGCAGUUUGGAGAUCUAACUGGAUUGCUGAUCUUCGCCUGCCAGACGGAGCAGACAUUAAGUGCUAUAGAAGCAAAAAAGUUUGGCACUGGGAGGGUGAACAGGCAAUUUUAUAGAGUAACAGAAUCAUAAAAUCAUUAGGGUUGGAAACGUUCAUCCAGUCCAACUCAUCCCCACCGUGCCCACUAACCACGUCCCUCAUUGCCACAUCUUCAUGGUUCCUGAACACCUCCAGGCACAGUGACUGCACCACCUCCCUGGGCAGCCUGUGCCACUGCAUCGCUACUCCUUCUUAGAAGAUGUGGUUUCCUGAUAUCCAACCUGAAUCUCUCCUGGUGCAACUUAAGGCCAUUCCAUUUUGCCCUAUUGCUACUUACCUGAGAGAAGAGGCAACUUUUCUUCCAGUAUAGGCGCCCUAAGAGGGGCAUAUCUAAGAGCAGAAGUGGUGGGUUUGCAACAAAUGGGAGGAAGUAGGACUGUGUCCACGUAAGAUUUAAGAUAGAAUUCAGAUGCACAAAUGUUUGCUGGAAGAAGUUGUGGUUAGUAAGGGGAAAACCUAGUUUUAAGGGCGUAGUGUAGCUAGUUGAGAGUGACAUCCUGUGCUUGUGUUAGUUCUGUUUGUUACUGAGACACAAACUUCAGCCCAAGGUAGCGUGCUGGGCUGCAGGGGUGACUUUGGCCCAUCGUAGCUGCUGUUUGUUGUCACAGUUCUGUUUUGUUUGGAAGUUCAUUAACUGGGAGAAAAAUAACCUGAUAUUUUUUGCUUCUUGUUUGAAGAAGCUGAAUGAUUGCAACAGACGGUUUGGCACAGACCCUUGCUGUCCUGGAACGCUUGCUGUUCUUCAGUGGGAAAUGUGUGGGCAUUAGGAUGGGUAGGAACUUUUAUUGAUUUGAAGCAUGUUGAGAAAACAGUUCAUGUAAAUCCUUUGAGCCGUGAGGAACUUUGCUUUCUACGGUAGUCCCACGGUGUUGUCCACAAGAAGUCACUGGAGGCAGUGUAUUUGUUCUAUAACCUUUAUACCUGGGAGUUUUUCCCCUAAGGCUUGGGGUGUCCAGCUGCUCUCUAGGCACACAGACCUGAGUGUGUUGUCUUCUGUGCCUGGAGCUUUUUGCCUCACAGCCACAACUGAGAUCAAAACCCUGCGUCACGUGCAUGCGAAGUCACUGUGGUUAUCCACUGCGAAGUGUAUUGCACAACACAAAACAUGAAAUCUGGAUGAGUAGCUCUGUUUCUGGCAGCUACAAUAUUUGUGCAGCUGCUCCCACAGACUUUCCUCUUUUUUUUUCUCCCCUCCUCUAGUUUCUUUUAAGCAUUAAGAUAAAUAAAGGUGUCAGAAGACCUAUUUUGGGGAUUGGAGGUAGUGAUGCAACUGUUUUUUUUUUUUCUUAAGGACUGUGAGUUCUUAGGCUUGCAAGUGAAAAGCCUGCUGAGGUUCUGCAUUUAGCAGAGCUGAAAGGAGUCUCCUAGAAUGUGAGAUGUGCAGAUGGGCUUUGGUGUUAUGGCGCUCUCCGGAGUAGCGGGGAGCUUAAUCAUCAGCAUUGCUGGAGCCCACGGUGUUUUGAUCUGAGUAAUCUUGAUGUGAAGUUUGUUGAGUAUAGAAGUGAAUGGGAGAAGUCCUGCUCAAAAAGCUUAAUUCCAUGUGAGCUCUGAAGUUUGGCCAAAAACCAAGUUUUGGAAAGAAAACGUAGUAGUGACGCUGCCUUGCAAAUUAAUAACUGUUGUAAGGCUAGGAGCUAGUUUUCUUUAUCCGUACAGGAAAAUAGCCUUCAGUAUUUGCUGUGUAAGACAGGUUUACUUGCAGUGCUGUUCCUUCUACUAUUUAUUUUUGUAAAUAGCAAAAGCACACAGUUUUGUUGUAUGGCGGUCCGAAGACUUGAAAGUUGCAUUUAAAAUGCAGUUUAGGUAAAAGUCAAUGAAUUCACCUGAAAGUAAGCAAUUAUUAACGUGGAGAAGGACUCCCAACUGUUAUGAAACAUGUCCUCAUUACUGUAGGGUUUGUGAAGCUUGAAGCCCAAACUGCUGAAAUAAUUAAAUACAAGAGAUGUCAGCUUGCUUUAGUUUGUAGCAGCUAUGGGCUUAGAUGCUCAACCCUGAAUGUUAAAAAAGAAAAAAUAGGGGGGAACAAAAAAGCAGAUGGAGAGUGGUAAUCGAAACCAUGUGAUUCCAAGUGAGUUCAGUGGCUCACGUGCCUUCACUCCGUGCAGGAGCACGGUUCAGGGGAGAUAGCUGUAUAAUAUGAAGCCAUCACCAUUUAUCUGUUUGUAAGCAAAAGGGACUAGGUGCUUUUGGGUUGCUCUAUUAUCUGUAUAAGCUUGUCUGUAUGAAGAAAUCAGAACGGGCUUUGUGUAAGCUAGCAUAAGUGGGAAGGCACUGUUAGUUUAGAUAGUAAUGCAGGAGUAAAUGGGUAUAGGCUGUCCAUGAGUGAACUGGGGUGUGAAACAAAGGUUUCUUGCAGUCAGGAAUUCCUGGCUGGGGACUGUGGGGGUGCAGUGUGGGGAAAUACUACAGCAGCUGUUUCGACAGUGCUUUUUCAUUCUGGAAGUAACCAUGGGGCUGGCUUCAGAAGCUGUGUUUAAUGAUUUGGAAGGUUGUGCUCUAUGUGCAUAAACUGAUGUGAAAGAGCAGAAUAGUCCCUUACCACGGGAAUACUUCAUAUGUGUUACAUGAUGUGCCAGGAUGAAAAUGCAAUCAGCAGCAAACCCCUAUCUUGCUCGCGGUAGGAUCUUUUUCAUUAUUUUCCCUCUGAGGGUUCUGUUCUGCAGCAAGUCAACCGUGAGUUUGCAUCUGGGAACCUGACUAAUUCUGAAGAAUUUACUAUAUCCCAACACUGAUGUUGCAAGCAAUUCUGUUUGCUUGCUGUGGCAAUUCAACUCUGAUCUGGUCAGCUGUUACCUAGGCUCUACAACAACGCAGCAUCAGCUGUGGUGCUGCCCUUUGCUGUGCGGGACUCACACUGGGAAGGGACUGAAGCAGCCAGUUGAGUGUGCGCCGCAUGGCACGUUCAGUGUCAAGACUAUUUAUCACAUAACGAGAUUAAGCUUUCAUGCAGCAGAGCUGUACAAUGCAGGCUCACAGCUCCCGAUACCUGCCCUUGGCAACUGGAGAACUGCAGAACAGGAGUUUAGCAUCAGGGUGAUCCUCUGCUAGCAUCAGGAAAAACAAUUCUAAAUGCCGAGGCUCCCGUCAGAUGUCUGUACCUUAUUUGAUGUUGUCACUCCUGGGACACUGCUUCGGAGGUAUUCAUCGCCCGGUGUGAGCAGAAAGGCUUUGAGACGAGAGUUGCUCAGAUCCAGUAUGGAUGAACACAACGGCUCUGCAGAGAUGCCCUCAGUGAGCCAAGGGCGGCACGGCACCAUCAAGUGUGGAUGGCUGCGAAAGCAAGGGGGCUUCGUCAAGACCUGGCACACACGCUGGUUUGUCCUCAAAGGGGACCAGCUUUAUUAUUUUAAAGAUGAAGAUGAAAUCAAGCCACUGGGUGCUAUCUUUCUGCCUGGCAACAGAGUAAUUGAGCACCCCUGCAAUGAAGAGAGUCCAGGAAAGUUCCUUUUUGAAGUUGUACCAGGAGGAGACCGAGAGCGGAUGACAGCUAAUCAUGAGACGUAUCUUCUUAUGGCGAGCACGCAGAAUGACAUGGAGGAUUGGGUGAAGUCCAUCCGCAGGGUUAUAUGGGCGCCGUUUGGAGGAGGUAUUUUUGGCCAGAAGUUAGAAGACACUGUCCGAUAUGAGAAGCGAUAUGGGAACCGCCUGGCUCCCAUGCUGGUGGAGCAGUGCGUGGAUUUCAUCCGCCAGCGGGGGCUGAAGGAAGAAGGCCUCUUUCGACUGCCUGGGCAGGCUAAUCUUGUCAAGGAGCUCCAGGAUGCAUUUGACUGUGGAGAGAAACCUUCUUUUGACAGCAAUACAGAUGUGCACACGGUGGCGUCGCUGCUGAAGCUGUACCUAAGGGAACUCCCAGAGCCAGUCAUACCAUAUGCAAAAUAUGACGAUUUCCUUUCCUGUGCCAAAAUGCUCAGCAAGGAAGAAGAAAUGGGCCUGAUAGAAUUAGUGAAGCAAGUGAAGAGCCUGCCGGCUGUCAAUUAUAAUCUGCUGAAAUACAUCUGUAGAUUCCUGGAUGAAGUCCAGUCUUAUUCAGGCAUAAACAAAAUGAGCGUGCAAAAUCUGGCUACUGUUUUUGGCCCCAACAUUCUCCGCCCUAAAGUGGAAGAUCCUUUGACUAUCAUGGAGGGUACAGUAGUAGUCCAGCAGUUAAUGUCAGUGAUGAUAAGCAAACAUGAAGAGCUGUUUCCCAAGGAUGCAGACCCUGAGGUGGGACCCGAGGUGUGCAACAAUAACAAUGAAAUGCCAAAGAAAGCAAUUGUUGGACAGCUACAAAACAAAGAGAACAACAACACCAAGGAGACAGCAGUGAGGCGCUGCUCUUGGGAUAAACCUGAGUCUCCCCAAAGGGGAAGCAUGGACAAUGAAUCUCCAACUGCGCUGCCAGGCAGCAAGACCAGUAGCCCCAGGAACAGUGUCCAGAAAUUAGAUGUCACCAGAAGCCCACCACUCAUGGUGAAAAAAAAUCCUGCUUUUAAUAAAGGCAGCGGCAUAGUCACCAAUGGAUCAUUCAGCAGCUCUGUGGAGAGCCAUGAGAAGAGCCAGACCUUACCAACCUGUACCAUGCAAGCCAGGAGAACAUCUUCCCUGAAAGGAGCGGUGACUAAGAUGGGCACACAAAGCAUGCAGAAUGGAGGUGUGAGGAUGGGAGUUUCUAGCACCGACGGGCUCACCAACACCCUCAGCAACCGAAGCCCGGGCUGGGCACCCAAUGGCAGUGUCACGCUGAGGGACAACAAGCAGAAGGAAUCAGUGAGUGAGUCAGGUCAGCACAACAGGCUCUCCACCUAUGACAAUGUCCACCAGCAGUUCUCCACGGUGAACUCUGAUGACAAACAGAGUGUGGACAGUGCUACCUGGUCAACGUCCUCCUGUGAAAUAUCCCUCCCUGAGCAUUCUAACUCCUGUCGUUCAUCCACCACCACCUGCCCCGAGCAGGACUUCUUUGCGGGUAACUUUGAAGACUCUGUGCUGGAUGGACCACCACAGGAAGACCUCUCUAACACGGGUGACUAUGAGAACAAAAGUGACAGAAGGAGUGUGGGGGGCCACAGCAGCAGAGCCACCAGCAGCAGUGAUAACAGUGAAACGUUCGUUGCCAACAGUACUAACAAUCAUAGCGCUUUGCACAGCCUGGUGUCCAGCUUGAAGCAAGAGAUGGCCAAACAAAAACUCGAGUAUGAGACAAGGAUAAAAAGCUUGGAACAGAGAAAUCUCACCCUGGAGACAGAGAUGAUAGCCCUGCAUGAAGAGCUGGAUCAAGAGCGGAAGAAGUUCACAAUGGUAGAAAUCAAAAUGCGUAAUGCAGAACGGGCCAAAGAGGAUGCAGAGAAGAGGAACGACAUGCUGCAGAAGGAAAUGGAGCAGUUUUUCUCUACUUUUGGAGAACUGACAGUGGAGCCUCGCCGACCAGAAAGGGGCAACACCAUCUGGAUCCAGUGAGCAUUGGAGGCUUUGACUGGGGGACGCUGGGGAAGGGCUUAGGGGUAUUAUACUGCGUCAGGUGGCUGGUCACCUGUCAGUCUGAGGCUAGCACUCAACAUAAUGUUAUAGACUCUUGAAGGAAGAAAUUGUACGUAUGUUAACCACUCAUAUCUACAGUGUGUACUUAUCAAGUCAUACUCUUUGGAUGCUUCAUGAGACUACUGUCAAGUGUUACAACUGGAUAUGUGUAUAUAAAUUUUAAAAACAAAACCAUCUUAGAGAGUGAGAGAUGUAUCUCAAGAAAUAUUUUAAUUCAAGUCUUGUAUUUAAACUGGUAAAUUGAAAUGUUGUUGCAAUCAAGCUUUAUAUCAAGGCUUUUCUCCCUUGCACUUAACAUAAUAAGCUAUUUUUGGCAUUGUGUUACCAUCAGCUUAUUUUGUAUAUUAAAUGUUGUUUUAUUGUUUUGUUCCCCCCUCUUGCUGGGGAGUGAAGAUAAACAGAUACGUAAAGGUAUGCGUGCCAAUGGUUAGCACUGAUCUGCGUCGCCUUUAAAAAAGAGAGCUGGAUAAGAAGAAGGAGCAUGCUGGGGAUGGCAAAUGGGGCAUUUAUUUAAGAGAACUGAUGACCUGAAUAGAAAUUACCAGAGCUCUCAUAUCAAAUACCCUGUAAGGAUAUCACCAACACUGAGCAGUUACUAUUCAAAGGAUAGAGAGGUGCCUGUUUGAGAGGAAAUGUAGGUGGUAAAGAGGAAGAAGUUGGGAGAAGGGGCAACUCAAAGAGAAGUUGAUUGAUAGAGCCAGAGUUUUUUGCAGUACCCUAGCACAUCCCUGUGGUCACUGCAGCUCAGAACAGGGAUAUAAACCUUGCUCUGACCACUGUUAUGUCUGAUUUACCUCAGCACCACAGCAGAACUGAGUCCUUUCUGUAUGGCUGGCAAAGGGACACUGUACAUCUUGACUGCCUUAGCAGUGUGAUGGGUGCUAAGCAAAACAAAACACAGACCUGCAGAACUGAUGAGCAGAGGGGAAAUUAGCAAGACAACUGAAUUACAAGCUGCAAAUAAGGAAGAACAUGUUAACCACCCAUAUUUACAGUGCAUUUUGGCCAGCUAAGCUUUCUGAGUUGAGACUUCUGUCAAGUGUUAAGCUGUGGAAACUCCCAGGAUCAUAAUGUAAACAAGCGAACAGCCAGAGGAGCUGCCUGGAGCCUAACAGCAUGCAGAGUGACGACAAAAAGCAGCCAAGCUGUGCAGUGAAAGGCCAGCCUAUUGGAAAUGUAUGCAUAGUAGGUGUAACUGAUGUUUCCUAUACCACAUCCACAAAAUCUUCUUAUGUUUUUAUAUUUGUGUUUAGGGCUGUGAGUUGUAUUUUCAGAGGGUGUUAAGACAUCUUGGAUUCCCUCUACCGUCACUCAAAUGUGUUGCAAUUAUUGUUGAACCCCAAAUGAGAUCUAAGAAUGUAUCCUCAAAGAGAUGCUCUCUGUAGCGUGUACAUUAGAUAAAUAUUAAUUAGAUGUGGUAAAUGUACAGGGAAACAAAUAUGAGGUUUACAUUUCAGAGAACUAACAACUUAGAAUGGAGGAUUACACAUGGUGUUUAUGGAACAAUUAUCCAUGUUAUGUUGGGUUCAGAGGCCCCAGUUAGGAUGGUAAUUACUGUAAACAUGUCUAGUGCACAUCCAAUCUGGAUGUAGAUGAGAAUAAGUAAGACAGAAAUCGAGGUAAUAGGAAGGAGAAUGUUUUGUGUUGGCUAGCCACAACCAUGAAUGUUGGCACAAAUAGUGAGAGAAGGAAACUGUUUUCCUGUGUUAAUUCUGAUUUUUAAAUUGAAUGAGAAAGACGUUGUAUCUGAUGUGGUUGGCCUCACAGUCAGCUGAGGCUCUUGUUUAGCCCUGCUCAUUUUGAUGCUGGUUCCUUGAUAAGUUUGGAACCUUUCUUACUGCUGCUGUGAUCUACUCCUGUACUCUACUUUUUAGUGUUCCUAUUGCUCAGCUCAUGCCAUGGUGAUCUGUUUCCUGGAGCUGAACCUGCACAGAACUUUUCUUUGGCUUAGCUUUCUUGUGGUUGAGGUCCCUGUACUGGUUCAAUAAAAUAUCAGACAAGUUCA